CACGGGGCGGCGGCUACAAUCCAUCAAGCCUCUGUGCUUGGGCACUGGGCGCUCCUCUGCCCGAUCAUCCAUGAAGGAUUCCAGGUUCGAUUCCCUUCUCGGCCUAUGUCUUCCUCUCCUAUAUCAGUGAUAUCCAACAUACGAGGGUCAUCCCCGGGACAACCAUGACUGAUCUAUGCCACUUCUGCAGCGAAAUCAAUUUUGACGCUCUCAGAAACCCCUUGAAAUCAGACCUUCCUGCCAUUGCCAACAACCGAAUUGACUGCAACCGACACCCUUUCAGAAACAAGCGCGACGAGGCUCACAAACCAACCCCCCUCGGAACAUUCGGCGAGCUCCUCCAGCGAGCUCAAACAUGUCGACUCUGUGAACUAACCGCCGAAAUCAUAUCUCGGCAGAAUGGAUCCCGAGCCGAAGGCUUUCAAGUGCAAAAACAUGAGACCUGUCGGGCGAUGACAUCUUUUUAUGGCGACUAUAACACUCCCGGGGGCGCGGUUUUCUGGACUCGUUGGCUGUCCAUCCUCAUUGGGGACGGUUUAGAUACAGAGAUCGACCAACAAAAAGACCUGUAUGGGGCUUUCCAGGCCUGCGACAUUGAUGCAACAACCGUUGUGGUGGAUGGGCGGUUUCUAGACCCACGUCCAGAGGUGGAUAUGACGGUCUUCGGUGGACGUCGACGACCCUUGCAGCUGGAUCUAUCAUGGGUCCGCAGCUGGGUUCAACUCUGUCAGGAUCACCAUGGACAAGCCUGCGAGUUGGCGGACGUUGACCCCCAGUCUAGACUCGACUUGAUCCGUUUUGUAAAUGCUCGAGACAGAUGCGUUGAAACACUAACCAACGUCAGACUAUCGGAAACUCCAUAUCUCGCGCUCAGUUAUGUCUGGGGCGGACCACAGACUUUCCAGCUCGAAAAGUCGACCACCACCCAAUUGGCACAGUCAGGGUCCCUAGCUGCUGGAGCUCUUCCCCAGACUAUUGAGGACGCAUUGUUCCUAGCUCACUCGCUUGGGUUCAAGUAUAUCUGGAUCGACGCUCUAUGCAUCAUCCAAGAUUCCCCUGACAACAAAGCAACCCAACUUCCAGCCAUGAGCCAAAUAUACGGCUUUGCCACAUUCACAAUCGUGGCUGCAGCUGGUUCAAACGUGCACAAUGGCCUCCCCGGUCUUCAUCCCGGAACUCGCUCUCUCCAACAAAAAGAAGUCCUAGUAAAACCAUCCAACGAUGAUGGUCUCCCCGGAUUCUCAUUAGUGACAACUUUACAACCCCUAGCCCACAACUCCCACCACUACCUCGAAAGCACCGAAUGGAACAACCGAGGCUGGACAAUGCAAGAACGCGCCCUGUCCCGUCGGGUCCUAGUAUUCACUCGCGAACAAGUCUACUGGGCCUGUCGCGAAGCCUCAUGGCGCGAAGAAUCCAACUUCGAGAACCUAUCACUUCAAUGCCAUCGAUUCCACGAGAACGCCCUCGAACUAAGCCUCCGGUGGUCAUCCCCCCACAAUUCAACCCAACUAGAAAACCCCCAGUCCCAAUUCUGGAGGAUAUAUCAGACCCUCGUGACAAAGUACACUCGCAGAAGUUUCACCUACGGCGGAGACAUCUUCGAUGGCUUCUCAGCCCUCACUCAGGGCCUGUCAUCGCUCUCCGGCGAAGAAUUCAUCUGGUGCUUACCGCGCUCGUACUUCGAGCAGAGUCUUCUCUGGAGUUCCUUUACGGAACAGAGACGCCGGUUAGAAAAGUCCACACUCCCAAUGACAUCCAUGCAUAAACAAGUCCAUUUCCCGAGCUGGUCAUGGAUGGGUUGGGUCGGGGAAACUUCCAUUUAUAUAUGAGAUGAGCGGUUCGAUGCUGACUUGGGGUGAGUCCAUCCUAUCCCAUCCCAUCCCACACCAUCUAUCUACAACUCCAGAGUAUACACUAACCUGGACUGUACUGGACUAUCAGCGAAAUCCCCG
Molecule: messenger RNA, 1955 nt
Organism: Aspergillus sclerotioniger CBS 115572
Lineage: Eukaryota; Fungi; Ascomycota; Eurotiomycetes; Eurotiales; Aspergillaceae
Product: HET domain-containing protein
Exons: 1
Coding region: 165-1832 (555 amino acids)
Source: RefSeq, a predicted model, not a curated record